UGCAAUCAACACAGUGAGUGGAUACUGUCAAUUUCUCAGGCUUUGAUCUCUGGUUUUGUUUUGAUCUCAAGUUCAAGUUCAAGUUGGAUCUGAUAUGACCAAAUGGGACUACAAUACCUUAAACGGAUUCUGGAUUACAACUUUGGUUUGUGAGGUAACCGGUAGCACUGUCACAAUGAGGCUCGGGAUUAUUAUCAUCGUUUCCAUAGCAACCACAUCUUGCAAUUCCAUCAAAGAAGAAUCGUCCGACGGACAGGCGCCAACGACGAAUGAGAGUGUAUCGGUUAGAAACGAACCAAAACAACAAAAUUUCACGUACGAAGUGACAGCAAAUCAGCGGAAACACGUGGAAAAAAUUAUUGAAGGAUUUGAAGCGUUGGGGGUGAUUUCAGCAGAAAACAAACAGAGCUGCUUCACGCUUUCUAGGAUUGGAAAAUAUGAGACGGACGAAAAUGGGACUAAACGGAUACAGAUUUUUAUGGUUUUUGACGAGUUAGCGCAAUAUACGAUCUUGGGGAGUACCGUGUCACCUGACCAGGUGCGGGUCAAUGGCAAUUCGGAGCAGACACGAAUAGGGAGUACAGAGGAAUGCUUAAAAUCGACGGCUGGGGCAGUUUUAGUGGAUACUGUUACAGAGGCUCGUGGUAACGAGACAGAAGCAGAAGUGGAUGAUUCAGAAAUGGAUAAAAAUAUUACGGCGUUUGCCAAGCAUGAUGGGGAUACGGUAGGAGAAAUUAAAGAAUUGACCCUGACCCAAACUAUAGCGAUCGCGUUUUGCACAACGAUUGUUGGCUUCAUAUUUAUUGGUGCGGCCGGUAUUCGAAUACGGAACUACAUCAAAAGGGUACGGGAAGAGCGAGAGUCCUCCCGACAGCCAGCAUUCAGAAGUUGCAGCGUGGCGUUGAGGACAGGCAAUAAUCAAAAUAGUGACCAGGGAGAAGAGGUGUCACGCAAGGAGUCGACUGGGAGUAAAACUAGCAAACAGAGUAACCAUGGCAACAAACAAACGGUGACGAUAAACUAUGGCGACCAUAAGGACGAUUUGGAGGAGAACCCCUUACUCACGGUAACGUCAUUAUCUGCGCCCACCUCGCCCGUGUUUAUCCGUAACGAAUUUUCGGAACUGACUGAAAAAGAUCCCGAAAACGGCGAGGAGCCAAGUGAAACAGAGAAGGAGCCAGAGAUGGUAUGCAAUGACAACAACGAUGACGAGGAUGCAGAAAGCGACAACGAAGGAGAAUAUGAAUGUGAGAUGGCGCCACUUGUCAAACAGCCAACGAUCUUGGAGGACAUCAGCGAGGUCAGCGAACACUCGUCACCCGCAAGGCACAGCAUCAGCAUGAUGGAGGAAACGUUACUACAACACGUAAACAAUAACGCGUUGCCGUCGGUGACGAUACCCAAACCACCGGACCAUGUCGUGGUCAACGUCAACAAUCCUCAAAACGAAAGCGCCCCCUAUAAUGAUCCUGGGUUACCAGGGUUAGGUUUGACUACUUUGACACAGUCGGACUUGAGUGUUUCGUCGUUGAAUCCUUCAUACAAAUACGGAAAUCAGACGGAAUAUAUCAGCGGAGGGGGGUACGGUAACUUCGCUUACUCUCCAGUUGAGGAGGUUCAUAUCCCAAUGCUACAAGACGACAUUGAACAAAAAAUCCUCGAGAGCCCUGACUUGCCUGACCCACCAAACUUUGCUUUCUCACCUAUUGUCCCAAUCCCGUGUUUAAAUUCACCGGACGAAAGCCACAAUGGUAUUUUGAACAGUUCAUCUUCGGACGAGACGUCACCGACAAGUAGUUCGUCGUCACGAGAAUCGAGUGAUUCGUCACCUCGUGCGAGCAGACUCGAACAGGAUCCGCUCAGUGACUAUUCGUUUUAUCAGCAAAGUAUUAGCGACCGUUUGAAUGAAAUGAAUGACGAGUUAUUUGACGAUAUGUUAGGCCCCGACGAGGACCGUAGCAUCAAAAUGGCAGAGUUGUCUGAAUUCUCGUCAUUACCCACAAUUCCCGAAAGUAGUCGGGAAAAUACGGACGCAGAAGACUAUGAAGCCAGGGUUGAAUAUCCAUUGGCUCGUAACUCCUGGAUGUCAAAUCGCUCAUAUUCAUCGGAUUCUCAUGAUUCUCGAGGCCGGGCCGCAUCACAGCCCGUUGAACAAAAAUAUCCUUCCGCAAACAUUAACGGGUCAGUUCCAAAAAAACCUCCGCAGGAGCCUCAAAAAGAUGCCAAAAAUUCAAACACGGCCCGUUUUGUCGGGAAUGACAACAAUGCUUAUGACAAUGACCUUGAAUUGUCUGACGACCUUGAACUUUCCGAUGAAGGUCAUGGUCAUACCCAUAUUCAUCUAAUGGAUGAACGAACUCUUCUUUUGAGCAGCUUCGAGGGGAUGGAGAGUACACUGGUAUAGUUGUUCGGCUGAUUAGUUUGGGUGAUUACUGAUAGGCGGCACCAUUGUCAGUUUGCCGAUAUAUCAGCGUUUAGAAAUGGUCUAUCAAAAUGAUGUGUUUUCCAUAAGAUGCUUGUACACUUUCGUCUUAGGCUGGUUAACGCAUGCUCAAAAUACGCCACCUACCAGCCAUUGUUCAAACUUAUAUAUACCUAUAAAUACCGGUAUUCAAAAUUUAUAUCAACAAAUGAGUGUCUAAAUAAUCUGCUGUCAAAUUAAUUUUAUUUCAGAUAAAUUCUUUAUAAAUAAUUCUGAGUGUAUGGACAUAAUUGUAUAGAUAUCCAGUUUUCACUGUUUUUAUUUUCCCUGCCGGUGCCAAAUUGUAAAGAAUAAUUUAGGAAUUUAAAAAAAAAUGGUUAGAAUAUUAGUUAUAAACAACAGCUCUCCUGAAUCAUCUUCUCCUGCAGUUCUAAUGUCCACCUACAUGAACUCUCCCUUUAAAGGAGUACGCCGUUUGUGGGUCCGAAAAAUAGAAAUGCAGUUAUACACAAUGCCAUUGCAUACAUGUAGUGCAUUUAUGAUGCAUCUUCGCUGUAAAUUGGUAUACAGUAUUCAUAUAUCUAUCUACCCCAUUAAUGGCAAUGUUGAAAUUUAUAUUCAAAACGUAUUUUUGCAAAGGGAAAUACUACGCCUUUCACACGUAAUAUGGGCCUUUUGUUCAUUUGCCCAUCAACUGGCUUAAUAAUGUCUACACAGUAUGUUAAAGGGGUACUAUAGGGAGGAGCAGGGGGGUUAAAUUGACCAUCUUUUGGUGACUUAUAUGCACAGCAAGGGUACAAGGGAAUAGUGCUCACGUUUAUCUGAAUGGGCAAAUAUUCAAAUGUGUUGCCAUCUAUAAUAGCUGUAUCAAACUAAGUCCCCCCCUCCCCAACGUGGAAAUUGCAUGACUAGUGCUGGUGAAUUAAAAUUAUAAAAGUGCAUGAUGUGCAAUGCUCAUCACCUGCAUACGGUGGGGACAUUUGUGACAUAAUAGCACAUCACCCGCAACAAAAGGGUUAAUGAGGGUUGCAGUAAACUGGGCUGUAGUACAGGUAGUGCAGGCAUGAAAGAUUACAGCAUGGCGAUGGUCUCGCUUUAGCCAUGAAUCCCUGAACAGUCAUUUUUUAAGUAGGGUUGGACUUAUUCCACAAGAGGAGUCGAUUUACUUUCACACCCAGUCUUGAUUUCCACGCAGUAGUCUGAGAAACAAUCGAAUUCUAAAAGAGCUGCUGUCUAUUGGUUAAAUAUGAACUUAAUAUUCCUUUAAAGGACCAUUGGCAUUAUGAAGGGCAAUAUUACCCAGCUAUCGGCUGCCAAGUCACCUCCUAUUCUACAUCAGUAGUUCCCAUCAACAAAUAGCACAAAAAAAGGAAAGAUUAAAAUCUGAAUGAAUAAUCGUGCUUUCCCGACGUUGACUCCGAUUUGACCCGAUUUAGCUCUCAGGCGUGCAGACUCAUGUGGCCGGAAAUUUGCGCCAGCACUUGCACGUACUGAAAAUAACGAAUAAUGCGUUUUUCUACUAAGAGCUGAAACAGAACUUGAAAAGCAUCAAACUCGUUCACAAAAAUAGUUUACUGAUGAACCAACAGAAGAACCACCAUACUGCAAUAAUAAUCCCAAUGGCCCUUUAAGAUUGUACAUAAUGCUUUUCGCUGAUAUGUGAAUUGAUUUCUAUUCAAAGGGAGACUAUAGGCAAGAGCUAGCGUCCCAAUCGGUGAUCUCCAGGACUGGUGACCUGAGUACACACAGUUAGGCAACUGGGUCUGGUCUGACUUCACCCUGUGGAAUUGGCAGCAACCUCUCCGAUAUCCUGCCUCUUCGUGUAUUAUUGCCAACCACCUCUCCGAGCAAAUCCAAAUCCUGUCUGUAAACUGACUCCUUUGUAUGGACCCGGACCUUUCAUCCAACUUACAGCUUCCCAACUGUUGGAAACCCAAGGAGCCAUGAUCGGGCAUUCAACAAACCAAUGUUCAACUCUGGCUUCAGCAUUUGAGCUGCUACAGUUGAGAUUAUCUCAUUUCGAUUUCUCCCGUGCAAACAACCGACUCUCCUAUGCUGAAACGCUGGAACCAGGGAUGCAACAUACAGUUUGAAACCUAGACAUAGCUCUUUGGUGGUCCUGGCAUAGCCUCGCCACAGUGAGAAAGCUGCUAGUUAUGGCAGUCCAAUGCGGUCACAAUUACCCUAUUCCCGUUCAAUGCUAUUUCUUUCCCGUUGUACGGGAAUUGCACUCCUGUUGAAGAGCAAGUUUGAAUAAAGCUGAUGAGAUGUUAGAUAGUACCGACACCCUCCUCGAUCUGGCCUACCUCACACUUGCCUAUAGUGUCCCUUCAAGAUGUAUAUAAACUUCCUUUACUGUGAUGUUAUCGGGCGAUAACUGUUAGCAGCAGUUUAUAAGAGGCAGAAGUUAGCAAAAAACAUGUUUUUGACCAUGAUUUUGGCCGAGAAUUGUCAGAAAGUGUCAGUUGCCCCACCCCGACCAAAAAGCUAGCUCCGCCACUGGUGUAGACACCAGUUGAAAAACUUUUAAAAAUACCAGUUUGAGUUGAGUCCAUCAUGGGAAUGAGGGAAUUUUCAACAAAGAAACCAUGAGUACCAAUGAAAUUUGAUGCCCAUGUUACAUGUAUGUUUUGGGACGUCAAUUCAAUUACAAAUUUGAUCUCUAGAAAUUAAUGCCAGUUUUUGAGUUGUCUUAAAGUGAAUAAAUUAUUUAUGGAAAAAUUUUAGUUAUUGACUU
Messenger RNA from Lineus longissimus, 5159 nucleotides. RefSeq lists its product as uncharacterized. NCBI's taxonomy places the organism in Eukaryota, Metazoa, Nemertea, Pilidiophora, Heteronemertea, Lineidae. The transcript has 7 exons. The record is from RefSeq and is a predicted model, not a curated record. Bases 95 to 2404 code for a protein of 769 amino acids.